AUGACUCAGGGUGCCUCUGAGAUUACAGGGGGCGUAGCAGUAGCAGCAAGCCCACGAGUAGCCUCCUGCAAAGUUUGCAAAAAUAACGAUGCGAGAGUCUGCGCUGACGAGCCACAUGAAAGGCAGCUCUCCAGCGAACAGGCCAAACUCCAGCAGACGCUGCAGAAGGAGUCCAAGGUCAACAAGCGUCUGUCUAUGGAGAACGAGGAGCUGCUCUGGAAGCUGCACAAUGGAGACCUGCUGGCCAGCCCCCGCCGCCUCUCCCCCACCUCACCCUUCGGCUCACCUCGGAACUCUGCCUCCUUCCCCACAGCUGCACCCUUAUCGCCCUGAUAACCCCGACAACAAGCCUCCUGCUCCACCAGCCUGGACAAGACAGAGCUGUUCCAAACACAGGGAAGGACUUCAAUCACAGCAAUGUUGUUGGAUAUUAAUGAUAAACUUGUACAUUUGGAACAAAUUGCAUAAAAGACGCUUGUUCUGAAAGCGUGGAGACAUUGCAGUGGCACCGAUGCACUUAUGUCUGACAGUGGAAUGGCCAUGCUCUCUACCAAAUGCCUAGUUCUCCAACAAGCCUUUCUUCUUUUUCUGAAGAAAACAUACAACAGGCACACCUCAGGGUCUGUACAUGGCGCCUCACUCUUGUUAUGACUAUCCUUCCAUGUUUUUUCUGAUGUGUUGUACAAUUUAGGAUCCUGUUAUUUUAUACCGCUCUUUCUAGAGAGGCGGGUGAGAAGAAACCUUGGACUUGAGCCUCUUGAGGUUUGUGGGAACAGACUCAGAGUGGUUUGGGUGGUUGGUGGGGGACUAGCAUGGAUUGUUUUGCCUAUUCCCCUUCUUUUAAAGAGGACCUUUUUCACAAAGAGCAAAACUCAAUCCCUCAUCUGCUUUGGAGCUCUGAACAACGUAUCGUCCUUCUGUUGAUCUGAGGAACUGACCUUUAGAUCUGUUCCUCUGUGUAAGCUCCUCACAACCUCUACCUGAAACCACUUUGUGGAAUGUAACCACCUUUGGAUGUUAGAUCUGAGCUGUCAGUUCAGAGACUUAACACAUCAUCCCAGAGCCAAAUAUGCAGAAGUGUUAGGAACUCAGAUGUUCCUAAAAUGCCUCAGUUCACCAUGUUGUUUUAUUUUGGACAUGAAAUAAAUACAAAAGGAUAUGAGAUAAAAGCACCAUUGUUUUAUUUGGAUAUUGAAAUAAUUGCAGAAUUGACAUGCAAGUCAAACAUUAGAUGAAAGACUUGAAAGAGAUUACAUAGAAUGAUGUUUGAUGUGAGGGAUUUCAGGAAGCUGUUGGGCUGCAGUAGGAGACCUCCUCUCUUGCUUUCAGUGUUGAAGUCGGCCAUGACGAUCUUCAAUGAUGUCGCCCUUUGCUUAGCUGCUGGUCUGUCGUCCUGGUAACGGGGUAAUGACCUGUGGCGGAGGCUCGAGGUCAGCGGCUCGUACCAUCAUGACCACAGAUUUGAUAGAGUACCACCAGCCGUGCCACGUGUACCAAACCACCCCGUCAUCAGCCAUGGCUUGGUCCGGCCCUCUGUAGUGACCGUUCAGGUUUCCUGAGUCACACCUGCAGCGAGGAGAGACAGAAGAAGACCUGCAGUACCUUCUGUAUAACCUGUGUGUAUAUUGUCAUUUUGACCUUUGCCCCCUUGUUGUUCCUCUCUUUGCGUGUGUGGUUCUACUGAGUGACGGACCUACCUGCUGAACCACCAGCCGGACCUGCUGUGUCUGAUGCAACUGGUGUGGUUCUCCGUGUCUCCAUUAUUAAUCUGGUCAUAGGUGCUGAAGUUGAUCCCGUUUGACCCAGGGAGUUCUUUUGUAAGAAAUGGACCAGUCCGUUUCUUCCCGGCAGAGGGGGGGCUGUGGACAUGAGCCAGGGCGUCCCCAGCGUUCCCAGUGUACUCUCCCACAUGUAACUGGUACUGGUCCUUUGAGGGAACACAGGAGACAAAGCCCUGUCAUAGGAGCGUAGGAGCCAACAUGCUUAUUUUGCCACAGCUUAUCAUUUCUGUUUAAACGGCACACAGGUAGUAUUGGUCACUUCCGGCAGUUAUCACAUGGGUGUGGUGUCAGGUGUUCAGUGCACCUGUCGUGCUUGUGUGGGUGACAGAGAGGGUGAGACCAUAUGGUCCUGCUAAGAUGAUUAUUUAUGUUAUUUGCUUUAUUAAAUGAUCAACCACAA
Molecule: messenger RNA, 2181 nt
Organism: Gymnodraco acuticeps
Lineage: Eukaryota; Metazoa; Chordata; Actinopteri; Perciformes; Bathydraconidae
Product: microtubule-associated tumor suppressor 1 homolog
Exons: 3
Coding region: 1-333 (110 amino acids)
Cellular component (GO): cytoplasm; nucleus
Molecular function (GO): microtubule binding
Source: RefSeq, a predicted model, not a curated record